CAGUCCUAUCUCUGCGGGAGGGGGCAGAUAAAAGCCGCCGCUCCGGGGGUUGCUCCUCAGACCCGCACCUGGACCUGCUCCGCUUCCGCCCCAGCUCCUCCUCGGACCCGGUACUAGCCGCCGUGCCGGCCGCGCGCGCGCGACGCUCGCUGAUGCGCAGCUGCGGUUUCCGGUUCGGAAGGACUCGUGGUUGAUCUGGAGAUGCCGGUUCAGAUCCCGGACGACUCGGACUUCUCCUCGUUCAGGGAUCAGGUUCUGAGCGAGGACGGAUGGAAGAGCCGCUACAACAAGAGCGGCGUGACGGUGUGGUGCCGCGAGGAGGAGAGCUGCGCCGUGCAGAAGCUCAAGAUGAGAAUCGUCUGCAAAGACCUGCCGGCGGAGACGCUGUACGACGUCCUCCAUGAUAUCAACUACCGCAAGAAGUGGGACGCCAACAUGAUCGACACGUACGACAUCGGCAGACUGACGGUCAACGCCGACGUGGGAUAUUACUCCUGGAGGUGUCCUAGUCCUCUGAAGAACCGGGAUUUCGUCACCAUGAGAUCUUGGCUUCCUCUAGGCAACGACUACCUGAUCAUCAACUACUCAGUCAAACACCCGCAACACCCUCCUAAGAAGGACUAUGUCAGAGCGGUUUCUCUGCUGACCGGAUACCUGAUCCAGUCCAAUGGAGCCACAGGCUCCACCCUCUACUACCUGACUCAGGUGGACCCCCGAGGCUCUUUACCAAAGUGGGUGGUGAACAGAGUCUCUCAGUUUGUGGCUCCGAAGGCCAUGAAGAAGAUCUACAAGGCGGCUCUGAAGUAUCCGGAGUGGAAGCGGAAACACAACCCUGCGCUGAAGCCGUGGAUGUUUCCGGAGCAGAACACGCUGCCGUGCAUCAACGCCGCAGAGCUGACCCUGCAGCGCGCCGACUCUCUAGAGAACAUCGACGAGAGCGCCCUGAGCGAGGAGAAGACGCACCACAGCGACGACGAGGACAGUUAGGCGUCCAAGUCUGACUCGCCGUUUGUUCAAUACAGCUCCACAGGAUCCAGAUCAAUGAGGUUCUGCUCCUCACUGCUGAUCCAGAAGGUCUGAGGAGGUUCUGAGGGAUCCAACUUUAAACCCAAUCAGGAGAACUUCCUCAAUGUGAAAAGCAAUAACCGAAAAAAUAGCAGAAAAAGUCUAUAGAUUAAUUUUGAAUUGAUGUCAUAUUUGGAGGAAAAAUGUUCAGAAUUACAAAGAUCCUCUAAAAUAGUUCUGUGGUUUAAAGAUUUUUAACUUUAUGUGUAGCGGGUAAAAUGAUUGAGGUGAUUUGAACAGUAAAUGAGGACCAACGUCUCCAGUGAAACUCAAAAAUCACUUUUAUACUGUGUCUCUCUUUCCUCGGUGUGACAGUUGAUCAAUAAAGUUCCAAAGACUUGAACUGAC
Molecule: messenger RNA, 1413 nt
Organism: Oryzias melastigma (Indian medaka)
Lineage: Eukaryota; Metazoa; Chordata; Actinopteri; Beloniformes; Adrianichthyidae
Gene: stard15
Product: StAR-related lipid transfer (START) domain containing 15
Exons: 7
Coding region: 202-987 (261 amino acids)
Molecular function (GO): lipid binding
Source: RefSeq, a predicted model, not a curated record